CAAGAUGGCGGAGUAGGAUACACUUAUUCUGCUGAUGACUCUUUGCUGUUGUGUUUUUAAUGACUAUGCAUAAAAUGUAAUAUUAUUAUGUGAAUGUAAAUGUUUCCCGGGUGCAUUACAUUAUAAUUGUUUAUUCUUGUGAACUAAUAACCGUGUGCAUCAUGGAUAUGACUAUUGUGAGCGAUGAAAAUGUUCAGAUGAUCUUGGCCAUGGGAUUUCCCUCCGAAUCCGAAGUUCGGAGAGCACUCCGAAUGGCCAAGAAUGAUCUGGGUGAUGCUGUUGCGAUACUGACAAAUGAGCCACCAACUGCACCAUACUCUGUAGAGGUGAUGGACAUUGACUUGAAAGAUGUGAGAUCAGGUCCAAGCUCAAGCGUAACCUAUGGUCCUCAUCUGCCUCCCACUUAUGAUGAAGUGUGCAAUGACAGUGGACAAAACAAGAUGAUGGAUGCUGCUACCAUGAGUGAAGCAGCAGCAAUGGAGGAAACCAACAGUUUGGAGUUCCCUGUGACAAAUUUGUAUGAGCUGGAAGGCAGAGUGUUCACUGAAAACUGGAACAUCCCUUUCAAGAAAGAAGAAUCCCUUGGCAAAUGUCUUAUAGCUUCUACACGCCUCAUGGAAGCUGGUCUUGCCGAAAGUGAUGAACACUGUCUCAGAUUUGUGGAUCGUUGUAUGCCUGAAGCGUUUCAAAAGCUGCUGACAUCCAAUGCUGUUCACAAGUGGGGCAUUGAUAUUCAAGAGGGAAUUUUCAACAUGCUUGGGCUUCUCGUGGAGCUGGCUGUAGCAUCUUUGAAACAACCCUCGGUGCACUCAGUCCUCAUGGAAUGUCUUACCCUGGCUUUCAACCCUGAGACAGAGUUCCAGAUAAAAAAUCACGGCAAGCGUGACAGCCGCAUCACGUGGGAAGAACGGUUUGAAGGCAGUGAGCCCCCAGCCAUUGUUCCCCCAAGCUCCCAGAAAACCAAUACUAGUAAUCAGAGUCCGUUUGGUUGGUUGACAAACCUCAUCAAUUCUUUUGCAUAUCAGGGAGGCUUUGAUCUUGUGCGGAAGCAUCUUGAGGCGGAGGAUUUGGAUAUCAUGAGCAUGUCACUUUUAUUGAAGCCGUUUGGUGUCUGUGCGGAGUACCUGAACCAAAAUGUGAUGCAGAGUAUGCUGCGGCCGGGUAUGGAGAGAGCCAUCAAGUACAUCCAAAGCCUGGAAGAGAAAGAUUUUAAGGAAAAGAAAAUUGGCAGUGUGUCGAACUUGCUGAGCUCCAUGAAACUGUUGUGUCUGAAGAUGUGGCCCCAGGAUGUGGACAAAUUGGACGACUUGCGUUUGGAGAUCACCCUGCGCAUGCUUAAGUCGCCACACUUCAACGCCAAAAUGAAUGCCUUGAAAGAGGUUACAAAACUGAUUGAGGAUCUGAACAGCACCCGGGUCUCAAAGACUUCCAUUGUGAUACCAGCGGAGAAAAUUCUGGACUGGCUUGUGGAGAACAGAGUUCUCUCCAUUGCUUUAGAAGGAAACAUUGAUCAAGCUCAGUACUGUGAUAAAAUCAAGGGAAUUGUCGACUUUCUUGGCGCCAAACUCUCUGUGGAUGAGUUGGCCAUGAUCUGGAAGAUGCAGAAUGGUCAGACGAACAAUGUGAUAGACAACAUCCACUCCAUCAUUGCUGCUGCUGCUGUCAAGUUUGACCCCAAUCAGCUGGAGCAUCUAUUUUUACUGAUACAAAAGAAAUGGCAGGAUGACUCGGAUCGAAUUCGGGAAAAGUUGCUGAGCUUGAUUGGAAAAAUUGGGAAAGAUGCAAAAUUAGCAAAGACAACAACCAGGGUGCUGGAGCUGUUGUGGGACUUGGCCCACCUGCCUGCCCUGAGCACCCUGCUGGUGGAGCAGGCCUUGGAGGAGCACCAUGCCAUCCUCUCCUACUCCUACAGCGUCAAGGAGCAGGUCAAACUGCAGUACGUCACCAAGUGUGUCGACGACAUCAAAAAGGGAGCCUGUGUGCUGCCAGCGAUUAGACAGCUGAUGUCCAUAAGCAAGAACAUGGUCAAGCAUUUCAAGCAGAAAACGGAUAAGUGUGUCAUCAAUGAGCUGAACAAGAGCAGUGAUGUGAUCAAGCUGGUCACCAACAGCCUGGUCAAGUGUCACAAACAGGCUGUUGCUGUGGUGGGCGAUGGUCAACUCACUCCGGCCACUAUGGUGGAUGGUCGCUACCCACACUCAGACUAUAUGAGCACUCAUCUCAACUUUCUGCAAUACGUGCUGCAAGAGGGUGUCUUGUACUUGGCCUGGAAUCGAGCCCGGGACAUCUGGACAACUCUGGUGGCCAACCCAAAGGCUUGUGAGUGGGACAUAGAGACGUGCUAUGAGUGGUUCCGUAAGGGGAUCACCGACCUGGAGAUCGAGACUCAGAAUCACAUGUUCCAGAAGGAGGUUCUCCGCAUCGAUCCUUCCAAACUGAGUGAAAACGGGUUUAUGUGCUUCAAGUGUUUCUUUGAGAGGGUGAACCAGUAUGAGCACCGACUCAAAGACACCAACAGUUCAAUGGUGGUGGAGAAACCCGACCUGGUGGGGCUGGACUAUCUGUGGGAGAUCUGCCUGCACGUUCCCGACGAAGGCAUCGCUGACCAGGCCAUACAGAUGCUGCUGGCUCUCAGCUACACCAACCUCAACUCACGCUUGAAGAGGGAGCCAGUAUCCUUGCACAAGAAGUUCAUUAAUGAAUGCUACACACGAUUAGAAACUGCCAUGCUAGGCAUGGGAGGUAACUUUGUGGCACAGACUGUGUCGAAUGCCACCAAGAUUGUCACUGCUGCCAUUGUGCCUGACGUUGCCAACGUGCCUCUGCCAUCUAAAUCAAUCAAUUACCUGGCCAUUGAGCGAUUGUUGUGGAUCGCAGAAGCGUACAUCUUGUCUGUAGAGGAAAUUCACUGUGUGCCUCGCAACAUCUUGCCACACGGCGCUUCCUUCCACGGGUUUCAGAUGAAUAUUCUGGUCAAAUGUGAAUCCCCCAAACAGGAGUUUAUGCUGCAGUGUCACAGCAAUGAGACAUUGGGCUCUGUGAGGAGAAAGAUUCUCAACCACUUCAACCAACCUUCAGACCAUGUUCAGAUGCACACCAAUGAGAAACUGUUGUCAAUGACCAAGGACCAGCUCCUGUUGAGUCAGCUGGACUUCAGCGAGGCAAGCGUCCUGCAGGUCCACCUGGGCGCCUCCUCCGCCUCCAAGUCGGGGUCUACGUCGGCCGCUCAGGGCUCGGGGACGGGUUUGCUCGGGAGAGAGUCUGAGUCAGGCAACCAGUCGGAACAAGGCGAAUCUCAAGGUGCUCCUGGCUCCUCCAACUCCGGCCGGUCGGGCAGCACGUCUUCCAUGGCUUCUGUUGGAGUGUUCAGCAAGGAGGAUUCUGAGAAAGGGGCAUCGAGUAAUACAAGCAAGCAAAACUACGACAUUGAACAGGAAAAGAUGCUGCCUGGAGUGGUCAUGGCAAAGGGUGGUGAAGUCUUUGACAAACUGUAUCAGUUGACAGAGCUGGAUGAACCCAAGAUCACCAAGAGAGUGCAGAAACUUCUCAUGCUCAUCCCCACCGACCCAGCCGUGUCAGAUUCGCUAGAUUUGAUUGGCCAUAAGUCCAUGAAGUCGGAGACGUCUUCGACCUCAUCGUCGGAGGAGUUGUCCGGUGCCAAGUCGAGUCCACGUAAAGUGGUGCCCAGCUCUUUGUCCAACCCGCGACUGUCGCCCAAGGAGGCCAUGAAAUACCUGUUUGACAGCAGCCAGCCGGACAUGAGUGCGUUCCGAGUGCUGUAUAAUCUGGAGGUACUGAGCAGCAAACUGAUGCCUACAUCAGAGGAGCCCUCGCUGCGGGCAGCAGCUCAGAGUUUCUGCACCGAGUUCCUGCUCAACGGCGGCCUCUCCCUGGUGGUCAGCGUCCUGCAGCCUGAGUCUCUUCCACCGGAGAUCAACUACGAGAUACGCCAGGGCUGCUACUCCAUUUGUCUACAGCUGGCCAGAUAUCUGCUGUGUGGGCAGACAGUGACCGGGGGUUCUAUUCCCGAGUUGCAAAGAGAAGAGUCAGUCUCAGGGCCAGCAGCGUCGGCAUCAGCAGCGGCUGACCUGAAAGCUUCUCCCUCUGCCGGUGGGGCGAGCAGCGGUGCCAGCAACAGCAACAACAGCGGCAGCAUUAUCAACACCAGCAUGUGGAGCCAGGCGGUUCAGACUCUGAGUACACAGGAGUUUGUGGACACCGUCUCCUGUUUCAUGAAGGUCACAUGGGCGGCGGCUGCUGGCAGGCUCCACCUCCUCAGCUACAACCAGCCAAUCAAAGAGAGUCGUGAUGGAUUUGGGUGUGGCCACCGAAGCAGGCAAAGUAGCACAGGUAGCUCAGCAUCGACCAACAGCGACAGCGACUGCCAGUCUCUGCACGCAGGCGUGUGCUCCCACCAGGUGAACAUCCCCACCAAGGAUGCCAACAUUGCCCGUGAGGCGCUGGAGAUUCUCAUCACUUGUCUGCAGCUCAGGAAGGAAUUGCUCGCUUCGUUCUACACCAUGCCCUGUGUGAGCGACUUUAUCCUAGACCUUCUGGUGGGCUGCCCACUGGCUAACAUCAGGAACGCCACCCUGGCUCAGCUGGUCGCCCUCGCACAGUUGGAGUUGUCCUCGUCCGACGAGGCAGAGUCGGUACAAACACCACGACAGUUUAUCUUGCAACUACUGUUGAAAGCUUACCUCCCCUUCUGGGUCACCUCUUCCAAUGUCAGAGGCACCACUCAAAAACUGCUGACCCAGUGUUCGCAGUAUUUUGAGCUGAGAUGUCGACUCUUGGAGAACUUGUCGCUGUCGGAGCAGAAGAAACUCAACUUUGACGUGAACAGCAUGCUGGAGGACGAGAUUGCCUGGCUCAGCAACUUUGUCCCCUCGCGACACACGGACCUACGCCAGACGGAUAACACGCUGCUGGCCGGACACCUCAAGCUGAUCCGCACGCUGCUCACCUGUGAGGGAGUGGACAAGGUGGAGCACGGCUCGGGCCUAGUGAGUGAUCUCCUGCACGACUUCUUGUUCCCGGCCUCCAAGCUCAUGUUGGACAGCAUGAACCAGACCGCACAGGACCACAACCUGGCUGAGUUUAAUCCAAAGUGUUCCAAUUCAGAGUCACGUGUGGCCGCCCAUGAACUCUUGGCCGAGCUCUCCAACAAAUGUCUGGCCAGCCUGCAGCUGAUUGGCAAAGAGCUGCUCAUGAUGCACCAUCAGCUCACUGACAACGCUAAAGAAUGGGAGUACAUGCCUCCUGUGGAUGGGCGUGCAGCCUGCGGCUAUGUGGGCUUGAAGAAUGGUGGCGCCACCUGCUACAUGAACUCGGUGUUGCAGCAGCUGUAUAUGACGCCCGGCAUCCCUGAGGCUGUUCUGUCUGUGGACGAGGACGAGCCGGAGGAAGACAGCGUGUUCUAUCAGAUCCAGCUGAUGUUUGGCCAUCUCAUGGAGAGCCGACUGCAGUACCACGAGCCGGAGAAGUUCUGGUCUGUGUUCAAACUUUGGGGCCACACGGUCAACAUCCGGGAGCAGCAGGACUCCUUUGACUUCUUCCAGGCAGUCUUGGACCAGAUUGAUGAACACAUGAAGGCAAGUGGAAAGGGUGAGAUCUUCAAGAAAAAGUUCCAGGGAAUAUUUUCUGAUCAGAAGAUAUGCAAGGAUUGCCCCCACAGGUAUGAGAGAGAGGAGGCAUUUAUUGCCCUGAAUCUGACUGUGAAGAAUGCCACGUUGCAAGACUCUUUGGAGCAGUUUGUGAAAGGAGAGCUGCUGGAAGGGGCAAACGCUUACUUCUGUGAAAAGUGUGGGGAGAAGAGGAACGCCAUCAAAAGGAUGUGUAUCAAGAGCCUGCCUCCCAUGUUGUGUAUACAGCUCAAGAGGUUUGGCUAUGACUGGGAGGCCAACAGAGCCCUCAAGUUUGAUGACUACUUCAAGUUCCCUUGGACGUUAGACAUGGAGCCCUACACAGUCGAAGGAAUGGCACGGAGGGAGGGGGAGCAGGCGGAGCGAAGCUCCCUGAGUUCUGACACCGAUGGCCCCUCCUCGGCGGUGGAUGGUGAGGUGGGAAUGGCUGAUCUGCUGAACGGCGACGUGGAACAAGGGGUGGAGGCGGCCUGCAUCGACACGGACCGGAGCCCCAUCCACUACGACCUUGUAGGAAUCGUUGUGCACAGCGGGCAGGCUAACGCUGGACACUACUACUCUUACAUCAGAGACAGGAGAGGUACGGUGCUCACGAACCCCAACAAGGGCAAGUGGUUCAAGUUCAACGACACAGUGGUGGAGGAGUUUGACAUGAAUGACAUGACAGUGGAGCAGGAGUGUUUCGGGGGAUCCUACAAGGCCAAAGUUUAUGACUCCUCGAGCACUUACCCUGAGGAGCGGCUGCGUUACUGGAACGGCUACCUGUUGUUUUACGAGAGGAUUGAAGACCUGCGUUCUCCAGUGACCGCAAAACGCAGCAAGAUCAUCUCAAGGAGAGUCCUGCCGGAGGGAGGAAAACGGAGCCUGAACAGCGACAGCCUGAUGGAGUUAACAGAGCUGGUCCACAAGGGAGAGCGGAAGGGAAUCUUCCUGGACCGGAUGCCGGCCGCCAUACAGCAGGUGAUUCAUGCUGAGAACAUCACCUUUGUGAAGAACAGAGACAUCUACAACCCUGAGUACUUCAGCUUUGUCAGACAGCUCGUGUCAAGGAACAAGUCCUACACCAACCACCCGGACUAUGAGGAGAUGUGUAUCCACACCAUGCAGCUGAGUACAAGGUUUUUGUUCAACACUUACCUACGCACCAGGCUGAAAACACAAGCGGAGAUGGACGAGUGGGUGAAUCUUUUGGACACUCUGAUGUCGUCUUGCAAGGCCGCCUGUUUAUGGCUCGCAAAGGCCGCCUGUUUAUGGCUCGCAGACUACCUGGCCAGCGCUGAGGGGUCAGAGAUGGUCAAGCCAUUUAUCCUGGAGUGCCCGACGCGCGACGUGCGUGUGUUCUUUAGCAAGAUUCUGGAGAGAAUGCUGCACAGUUUUUUCCAGCAUGAUGGAGUGCCUGUGAGUCUGGUUCCUCCCUCUUGCGUGCUGUGCUGUAGUAGCUUGAAGGAUUUUGUUUUGUUUCGAAUAAUUGUACUUUCAUGUGAUAAUGUGUUGCUCUCAGAUCAUCAAAGUAAAGGAGUGGUGUGUCUGUGUAUUCACAUUAUACUAAAUGCUUCCUUUGUCCUAUUUCCUCUACAGGGGACAAAAGCCUGUGCCCACAUGUUUGGGAGGAACGGUUUCAUCAGACUGAUCACGUUUUUGCUUGGAAAUGGAAAAGGGCUUGUGGAGAGUUCCCUCAGAGGAAACCGGUCACAGUUUUGCCCAGUAUCUUCCUGAAAAUGUCUCCUGAGAUGAGCUCCUACGUCUUUGGGGAAGAAUCUCAGAGAUACAUCAAAGAGGUGGUGAUGGCGGUGCGGGAGCUGGCCGGGGGCAACCUGCUGUCUCUAUUUGACAUGUUGCUCUACUGUAGCUUCUGUAACGAGAAGUUCACCGAAACGCUGCUCAAGCAAAUAAUGUGGCAGUACUCCACGGUGCCUUCCAAUGAGCUCAAGCCCAUCUUCUCUUUGCUGACUCAGAUACUGACGUUGGAGGAUCCGCUACAGACAACCCGGCUUCAGCUGGUCAUUGAUGGCUUCAAGGGAGACGACGGGAGGAAAUACGAGGGACUGCAGACGGUCAUUCGUCACAACCACGUGUCGGACAGUCGCAGAUCCUACCAGUGCAUCAAGUUCCUGGUGUCCCUCAUGAACAAGUCGGCCGGGGCCAAGGACUUUUUGCUCAACACGCCCAGCAAGUGGCAGUGGGCCGUCGACUGGCUCACUAAAAAAAUGAAUGAGUACUUCUGGAGUAGCACGACGACCAGUAUGUCCAACGAAGACUCGAACCGCAAGUCCUUCCAGAGGACGCAGAGUGCUCAGUACACGCUGCAAGAAGCCACAGCCCUUCUCACUGAGCGGGAAAGCCACGAGUUUAACAACAACAGCAGCAGCAGCAACGGCAACAGCAAUGGCGGCGGCACCAGCACUGAGCCAGGCCCCGCGGGCAGCAGCGUGGCCCUCGCCACAGCCGACUACGACAACGAUGUCAACAUGCAGGUGGCACCCAGCGUGACCCAGCCCGCCGGGGUGAACGCUGGUGGCACCACGGGACUGACCACUGUGACAACGUCUGCCGUCAGUAGCCAGCCGGUGACCACCACCACCUCUGUCACUAUCACUGUCAGCUCCACGGGAGAGGGACAGCCUAAGGUGCCCGCCCAGCAGCAGCAAGGCUUGCCGGGGGGAGGAGGGCAGCCGGACCCAGACAUGAGUUAAUGCUUCCCGGGGGUAGACCACCAGCAUAGCUCUCAUGAAGUACCCGAACAAGACAGAGACUGGCUUGUGUUCAAAAA
Messenger RNA from Aplysia californica (California sea hare), 8415 nucleotides. Its product is annotated as ubiquitin carboxyl-terminal hydrolase 24. NCBI's taxonomy places the organism in Eukaryota, Metazoa, Mollusca, Gastropoda, Aplysiida, Aplysiidae. Gene Ontology annotation, biological process: protein deubiquitination. The record is from RefSeq and is a predicted model, not a curated record. Gene Ontology annotation, molecular function: protein binding; cysteine-type endopeptidase activity; cysteine-type deubiquitinase activity. Gene Ontology annotation, cellular component: nucleus; cytosol.